Molecule: messenger RNA, 8999 nt
Organism: Chlamydomonas reinhardtii
Lineage: Eukaryota; Viridiplantae; Chlorophyta; Chlorophyceae; Chlamydomonadales; Chlamydomonadaceae
Exons: 18
Coding region: 430-6945 (2171 amino acids)
Biological process (GO): transmembrane transport
Cellular component (GO): membrane
Molecular function (GO): transmembrane transporter activity
Source: RefSeq, a predicted model, not a curated record
AGUAGUGACGUUGGAAAUGGGCGCGUCGAGCAUCAUUCCAGGGCCUGGUCAAGCUCCUAACCGCGGCUGUCCGGCUGUCAGGCGGCAGACUGCAAAGAAUGGGCACUUUUACCCCCGGACUUCGCUAGAAAAUUACUAGCUUGGGCAAGAAUAUAUAUUGGUAGCAUUUUUAGAUCAAUUUGUUCGUUUGCGCGAACCGGCGACGAAUACCCAAUGACACUUAAUCCGAAUCGCCUCAGCUUUUGCGCAGCGCUGGCUUCCUCAAACACAAGCAACGCCAUAUGAAAGAGUCAACUACGGCACGCCUCAAGAAUGUCCACUAAAGCAGCCCAAAGAAACCGGUGGUCCUUAAGCACGUGGAGCCGAGCAAACACCGGCCGCAUACGCUCGACAAUGCAGUCUUGAAUACGUUGGUAGACCAGCGCCGCGAUGACCGCGACAACAACACUGGUGCAACGGCGCGCAGUUCUGUCUGUGACUGUGAGCCCAAGCAGCGACGCUACCCCUGAUGGCCCGACAGCAAACACCGCCGGCGCACCCUUGCCGCCGAUGCCGUGUCCAGCCGGCGGCGCACCGCCGCCGCCGCCAGCGGCGGCGCGGCGGGGCAGCACCAACGGCAGCGCACCCGCCGGCGCGCCGCCGGCGGCCGGAGGCGCUGGCAGCAUCGGCGGCAGCGGCGCCGGUGGCGGCGGGUCGCGGCAGUGGCAGCAGUCCAGUCUGCUGCUGGCGCAGCCGGCGGGCGUGGCCCGGGCUCCGGCGCCGCGGCGGCGGCGAGCCAACACGGACACCGUGAAGCUGCUGAUGCUGGGGUACCGCCAGGAGCUGGCGCGGGAGUUCACUUUGUUCAACUGCUUCGGCAGCUCCUUCAACGCGCUGAGCUCGCUGACGGCGUUGGCCGGCACCUUCAGCAUCGGACUCACCUACGGCGGGCCCGUGGUCAUGAUGUGGGGUUGGCUGGUGGUCAUGUUCUUCACCACCUCUGUGGCGCUGUCCAUGGCGGAGCUGGCCUCGGCCUACCCGACCUCCGGAGCCCUGUACUACUGGUCGUUCAAGCUGGCUCCCCGGCGGCUGCGCAACCUGGCCUGCUGGAUGACGGCGUGGAUCCUCACAAUGGGCCAGGCGGCCUUCACAGCAUCCAACCUCUACACGUUUGUCAACCUCGUCAAUGCAGUGAUCGAGGUCGUGUACGCCGUGGGCCUGGCCAGCUUCCACCGCUUCCUGGUGCUGCUGGGCACUGUGGCGGUGGUGGGGCUGCUCAACCUGGGCAGCGCCCGACUGACCGCAUUCAUGACCACCGCGGGGGCGCUGUGGCACAUUGUCGCGCUAGCGGCGUUCUGUGUGGUGGUGCCGCUGCUGGCGCCCGAGCGGCAGUCCGCCAAGUACGUGUUCACCUCCUGGCAGCCCAGCUACGACGUCACGGGGCUGACCUCGCCCGUGUACACAGUGCUGGUGGGCCUGCUCAUGAGCCAGUGGACGUUCACGGGUUACGACGGCUCGGCUCAUGUGGCGGAGGAGACCUACCACGCCGAGGUCAACGUGCCGCGAGCCAUCAUCCUGACCAUAUUGGGUGUGGGUGUGACCGGCUACGCCUUCAUGAUGUCGCUGCUGUUCGUCAAGGUGGACGUGGGGGCGCUGUUUGACCCGGACAACGAGACCGGCGGCGUCAACGUGGUGCUGCAGAUACUCAUUGAGGUGUCCAAGUCCGCCUUCAACGGCUCCACGCGGGCGGGUGUGGCGCUGUUCUCCAUCCCCAUCGUGGGCACCUUCUUCUGCUGCUACCAGUCCAUUGCAAACAACUCCAGGAUGGUGUACGCGUUCGCCCGGGACGACGGCGUGCCGUGGUCGGCCUGGGCCAAGCGGGUGCACCCCAAGACACAGGCCCCCCUGUACGGCGUGUUGUACAUGCUGGUGCUGGCCACGCUGCUGUCCACCCCCAUGUGCUUCAACACCUACGUGUUCCCGGCGGUGACCUCGUUUGCGGUGGUGGGCUGCUACCUCGCCUACUGCAUUCCCGUGCUGUGCAAGCUGGCCACGCGGCGGCGCUACUGGCUGCCCGGGCCCUUCAGCCUGGGCCCGCGCCUGUCCUUCGCCAACAACCUGGUCACGGCGCUGUGGGUGCUGACGGUCACGGCGCUGUUCACGCUGCCGCAGUACUACCCCAUCACGCCGCUCAACAUGAACUGGUCCGCGCCCAUCCUGGCGCUGGCGCUGGCCUUCAGCCUGGGCUGGUACUACCUGCCGGGGCCGCUGGGCGCCAAGAAGUGGUUCAUCGGCCCUCGCGCCAACCUGGGUCAGUUCCAUGACGUGCUGCCCUCCGACAUCGCCAAGGCGCGGCGGCAGCAGCUGGAGGCGGAGGAGGCGGAGCGGGCCGCGGACAAAGCAAUGGCGGCGGCCGCGGCCGCGUUCGCCAAGCGCGGCGGCGGCACCGGCUCCGGCACCGGCUCCGGCAGCCGAGGCGGCAGCGGCACCGGCAUAAGCAGGCGCAGCGGUGCUGGUGGUGGGGGUGGCGGUGACAGCGGCCGGGGGGGCGGUAGCGGCGCUAGUGGCACGCUGAUGAGUGUGAUGGCAGCGGCUGCUGCCGCCGCGGCCUUCUCCUCCCCCUCCACCCCUGUGUCACGCAGACGCAUGCACUCGCCGCCGCCGCCGCCGUCAGCAGCAACAACAGCUCGGCCAGAGGGUGCUGCAACUGCCGCCGCCGCCGCCGCCGCCGCCGCCGCCGCCAAGACUGCUGUGCAUGACGAGCCGCCGCCGUACAACGGGCGGUCGCCGCCGGACCCGCCAGCGGUUCGCGGCGGCACCCGGGACGGCAACGCGCUUUUUGAACGCAUAAGUAAUGGCAACUACGUCGGUGGUGGCGGCGGCGGGGACAGUGGGUGCGGCGGCGGCGGCGCCGCGGCGGCGGCAUUGGCGGCGGCUGGAGGCGGGAUCACUUCUGGCCGGAGGGCCAGCUACGGCAGCAGCCUGCUGCUCGGCGGCGGCGGCGGCGGCGGCGGCGGCGGCGGCAGCGGUCCUCUGCACCCGCACCGGCACCCGCACCUGCAGCUGCCGCCGCGCCGCGGCUCGGGAACCGGCUUCCUGGGCCGCACCCAGCAGACCCACCAGCCAUCCCACCAGCAGCAACCCCAGCACCACCUCUCCCGCCACGCCAUCCAACAGCACGGCCAGCACCACGCCGCCGCCGUGGCCGCCGCCGCUGCCGCCGGCGCCGGCACCCGCGGUACCGCAGACGGAAUCCUGAUGCCGCAGGCUGGCGGCGGCGGCAGCGGCAGCCGCCACUUCAUGCCACGCGCCGCCAUUGUGAGUGGCACCCACGCCGUCGGACCCACAGCCGGAGGCGGCGGUGCCGCCGCCGCUGCGGCUCAUCAGCUCCUGAGCAGUGCAGCUUCCUUCACCCUCGCCUCCACCGCCGCCUCCGCUGCCGUCUCCGUCAUCGUUGCCGAUAGCAGCAGCUCGAUUCCCGCCGCCGCCGGCGCCGCCGGCGCCGCCGGCGCCGCCAGCAUACAAAGCGGUGGCGGCGGCGCCGCCGCCGCCGCCGCCGCCGCCGCGCCGCCGCCUGGCGCCGCCACGCCUGUCGCUACCCAUGCUCACCGGCAGGCGGCGGCGGCGGGCCUGCUGGCGGGCCGCGGCCGCCGCGGCUCCGUGCUCGCACUCCUGAGCGGCACGGAUGGCGGCAGGAUCAUGGCGGGGCCUCGCAACCCAUCCGAAUCCCAGAUCGCAUACCUGCUAACGCUCCAGGAACAGCAGCUGCGCGGCGGCGGCGGCGGCGGCGGUCUGAGGGACGGCGAGUCAGGGCCCAACACAGCAGCCGCUACUGCUGCCGCCGGACUGGCAGCCUCAGCCCCUACGCCCGUCGCCACACCUUGUGCUGCCGCCGCCGCCUGUGACAGCACUGAUGAGGGCUCUGUAGCCAUUGUACUCUCCUCCAGUGGCGCCAACGCCAUCACGCAGCAGGCGUCCUCUGCUGCUACAGCCGCUGCAGCCGGCGCCGCUGCUGCUACAGCCGCGGGCGCCAGCCACGGCGCCGCAAACGCCAUCGUUCGCGAGCGGCCGCGCCCAGGCAAGGCACAACGCCGCAUGUCGCUGUACAGUGGCACAACGGCAGCCGCCCGCCGCGCCUCCGGCGCCCUGAUGGCCGUCGCGGGCGGCUUCCGCCGCGGCAGCGGCAGCGGCGCCGGCGCCGGCGGCAGCGGCAGCGGCCCCUUCCAGCCCGCCGCCGCGGCAUUCAAUCCCGGAGGCACACGCGCACGUGCCCUCACAGCAGAUCGCAACACCGGCGGCGGCGGUGGCGGCGGCGGCGGCGGCGGCCGGUGGCUGCCUAGCUCGCUCAACCUGUCCACCUUGCUGCGCGGCGUCGGCGUGUCGCAUUCCGGCCACCUGCCGCCGCAGCCCUCGCCGCCGCCGCCGCCACAGCAGCUGGCAUACUCGUCGCCGCCGCAGACGACGACGGCACUGCUGGCGUUAGGCCACCAGGCGGCGGCGGCCGCCGGCACCUAUUACCAGUACCUGCAGGCGCUUGCGCCGCCGCUGCAGCCACCGUCGCCUCCGCCUCCGCUGGAGGGUAUUGAUGAGGCGGCGGCGGACAGCCAAAUGCCGUCGUCGGCGAUGGCAACGGCGGCGGCGGCGGGCGAGGCGGCGGCAGCGGCGCCGCCGCCGCCCAUCGGCCUGGGCAUUGCGCCCGCCGCCGCCGCCGCCGUCGCGCCGACUCUGCGGCGGUCUGUGGACGUGCCGCCACACCUUGUGCACCUGGUGUAUGGCGGCGGCGGUGGCGGUGGCGGUGGCGGUGGCGGCGGCGGCGGCAAUGGUGUCGGCGAUGGUGGCGGUGCACGCAGUGUGACUUCCGCUACUGCGCGGACGUCGUCGCGUUCGGGGCUGGGGCCGGCGGCGGCUGGGGCGGCUGUAGCACUGCCUGGUGACAGCCUGUACAGCCCCACCCACACGGCGGCGGUGACGUCAGACAGCGACUUACACCCGGGCGGCGGCGGCGGAGGCGGCAGAGGGGGAGGAGGAGGAGGGGGAGGAGGAGAUGGGGGAGGUGGAGGAGGAGACAGGUGGGUGUCCAGCAACCCCACGGGACAGGAUGGCAAUGGCGGCACGGGUGCUGGCCGGCGGCGCUCCACCUUUGAGAUGCUGCACGUGGCGGCGGCGGCGCACGCGCCGCCAUACCACCAGCAGCAUCACCAUGCGCAGGGGCUGCCGCAAGUGCGGGCCCCCACUCGCCUGUCCGGUCCCGGCGUAGCCCCGGCGGCGGGUGCUACAGCCGGCGCUGCCGCAGGGGUCUCCUCCUCCUCUGGGCUACUGCUGCUUAGCAGCCCCAGCAGCCUCCACUCCGCUGCAGCAGUGGCCGCGGUGGCGGCGCCGCUGCCGCUGCCGCUGCCGCUGCCAGCAGCUGGCGGCGCCGUCAACCCUGCCCCAAGCUCCCUACUGCCCGUAUCCCUCCUGGACCCCCCGCUGCUGCACCCCCCGCACCCUCUCUACCCGCAGCCGCACCUCCCCUCACCCCGUGCCAGCAGCCGCAACCUCGCACCGCACACUGUCACAGCGGCAGCAGGCCUCGUCAUCAACCAGCCGCCCUCCGCCGCCGCCGCCGCCGCCGCGGCAGCAGCUCAUCCUGCCGACCGGCUCUCCACCCGCGCCCGCAUGCGGCGGGCCUCUGUGAGCGUCAUGCUCGUGCCAUCGCCGCCGCCUGAUGCUGACGAUGGUAGUGAUGGUGGCGGCGGCGGCGGCGGUGGUGGCGGCGGCGUCGGCGGCGUCGGCGGCUUGAUGGGCAUGGCGUUUGCGCCGGACUCGUUCGCCGCGGUGGCAGUGGCGGCGGCGAUGGCGGCGGCGGACGCGGCUGAGGAGGCUCACCUGACGGCGGCGCAGGCGGAGGUGGUCGUGGGAGCUGGCGGCGCCCGCUACACGGGAGGCAGCGGCGGCGUCACGGACGGCAGUAGCGCCAGCCUGCGGCACAGCGCCGGCGGCCGGUCCACGCCGCCAGAGAUGCAGGUGCUGGCGGCGGCGGCCCAGCGGCCGCACCUCUCACCACUGUCCGGCGGCCGGCGCGGCAGUACCAGCAGCUAUCAGCAGCCGCACUGGUGGCAGCAGCAUGAGCAGCAGCAGCAGCAUGAGCAGCAGCAUGAGCAGCAGCAGCAUGAGCAGCAGCAGCAGCAGCAGCAUGAGCAGCAGCAGCAGCAGCAGCAGCAUGAGCAGCAGCAGCAGCAGCAGUGGCAGUGGCAGGCUCGGUCUGCGACCGGCUACUUCUACGGCUGCAUGCCGCCUGCUGGAACAAGCGCAGCUGCAUUGGCGGCGGCCUUCCACGGCGGGGCUUCUGGCGGAGGCGGCAGCGGAGGCGGCCGCCGUGGCAGUGCCGCUUGCUACUACACACCACCGGCGCCGCCACCGCCGCGCCUGUCGCAUGACAUGGCCUCUGCCGGCGGCGGCGUGGGCGGCGGCGGUGACGCACCAGAGCGACGGCGGCGCUCGCGGCGCGUGUCAGUGUACAGCCGUCUGCUGCUACUGCCGCCGCCGCCGCCGCCGCAUGACGCCCAGUACCAGUACCAGCAGCAGCAGCAGCAGCCCCACGGCCCGGAGGUGCUACAGCCGGCAAAAUCUGCGUCUGCCGGUUGCAGUCGCGAUGGCGGUGGCGGUGGCGGGGGCGGCUGUAGCAGUACUGGCCUCAGCAGCCUACUAGGCGUUGGAGGCGGUGGCGGCGGCGGCGGCAGCAGCCUGCUUGGCAGUAGCAUUCAUGUCGGCACUACUGGGGGAGCGGGAGAAGGUGGCGGCGCCAACAGCAGCAGCUGGGGUGUCGCAGGAGCAACGUCGCAGCAAAAGCAACGGCAGCGGCAGUCGACGGGUGGGCCGCACCGCCCCGCAGACGAGGCUGGUGGCGGCGGCGGCGGCGGCGGCCCGGGGGCGGCCUCCUCGGCAAGUCUAGCCGGCCUGCAGCAGGCGCCGGGGCGCGUGUGAGCCGUACGUAGGAAGCAACGGCGGCGGCAGCGGCGGCGGCGGCAGUGGCGGCGGCUGUGUGCGCACUAGUGUGGGUAUGGAGGGAGCCGCAGGCCACAGCGGGGGCGCAGAAGGCCGAAGCGUGCGGGGUCCUGCUGCAGAGUGCGCGGCUGGCGUUGGACCGCUUGGAAUGCGACGGGGGCAGGAGCAGCACGAGAGGGAGGGGUCGGGGGGGCAGGGGGGAGGAGAGAUUGCAUUGGUUACACGAGGGGAAGGCGAAGGAGCUCACGCCGCACGCACCCGCUGGGAUGCGAGGACUGGCAGCGGCCAUGUGGCUGGCAUGAACUCAUGUGGAUGUCACACAAAGUGAAGGAGGACUUCUAAGGGUCGGUGGGACACACACACACACACACACACACACACACACACACACACACACACUUGCCUUUUGCAUGGCUGGCCCUGGUGCGUGGCUGGGAAGGUCGUGUGCCUACCCCCCCCCCCCCCGCACUGCGCCUGUCCGCAUGGUCCGCAAUGCUACCUACGCACCAGACUAACGGACAUGCGUGCGCACGUGCACCACUUGUGUCCGUCUUGCUUGGCACAGGUUUGGGGCAUCUGUGUACUUACUCUCUUGGGCAUUACGGUAUCAUAGUCUUGGGUACUGCGGGGAAACGACAGGUAUUAGGUAGAGCGAGAGAGAGCUCGCGUGCGAGAGAUAGAGGCUGCUGGGUGUACUGCUGGGUUCUUAGUUCGGUUCGUCAUGUGAACAAGAGGAUAGCGCGGGCGGAAGCGUGUGUGCCAGAUCUCUGCUGCUGCUAGCGGUUGCCGAUACGGCAGCCGUACUCCUGCAAUGUGCGUGCACGUGUGUAUUUGUUCAUCAUUGGAGGACUCAGGACUGGUAUGCAGCCAUCGAAACACAAACUUACUUGACCUCGAUCUUGCGAAGCGCGCCAUCGCCCUGACCACUGGUGAUGAGCUGCACGUGGUGCGAUGCGCGUGUGUGCACGGCCGUGGUUCUGGCCCUGCGCUGGGGGUGCGUGACGGUGGUGGCGCUGAGGGAGCUGAGCUAGCAAGUGAUAGCUAGCUAGCACCCGGUGCCGGCAGCGGCCUGUUGCGCCGGCUUGAUGCUGACGGUGGGCUGAUCGCACGGCACAGCACGGCACGGCCGGCUGCAAGGAGUGACGGGGGUCGUGAGUGGCCACGCACGCGCCUGUGGAAGGAGCUGAGUAGAUGCGUGCUGGUGCGUGCUGUUGCGUGCCGGUGCGUGCUGGUGCGUGCCGGUACGGGCAAGUGUUGCACGUGACCGUACGCGUCGCUGUGCGCCAUGCAGGGAUGGGGCUCGCGGUUGGCUCAACGGCUGGCAACUGCUGCAUGCAUUUGUGCAAAUUUGAAUAGAGGAAAACGUGCACAUGUGCUGCUUUCGAGCCAAUGAGCUGCACAAACUUGGUGCGGGUGAAAUGCUGUGCAAAUUCCACUCAGAAAUAAGCCGCUCGAUAGCGGUGGUGUGUGUGACACGUGCGCGUGUGCGUGAUUAAAAGGUUCUGCUCAAACUUCCCACAUCCAGGAGGCAUGAGCGUGUACGGGCCAUCUAACCCACGGGUGAUAUUGUUUGCUUGGGUUGGACAUUUGAUACUAUUAUCGAUUCACAGUAUUGCUACUAUUCGUAUGGCAAAGAUUUACACAGGUGCGCCCUCGCAAGGCAGUUCUGCUGGCAUGCGGCACCACCGCUUCCGUCCUGCCCGUGUCCGUGGUCAUGACCUGCUGCGUGCGGUGUGAUUCUCGGGCGGGGCCCAUGGCCCCAUGCAUGCACGCGUGCCAAGCAAAGGCUUCAUGCGCUGUGCUGUGCUGUGCUGUGCUGUUGCAUUGCAGUCUAGGCAUUUUGAGGCUGGUGCAUAAUCGUGAUGAGUUGCGGCGCGUGCAUGUAUGAGUUAUGGCGCCAACUCAGGAUGGCAGCGCUGUGCUCAGCACACGUGGGUUGGCACGACAGACUGAUGACCGGGGCCGCUGAUAGGGCGUGCCGCAUGUGUUGCAGGGCUCACAGGCCCCAAUGCUGCUUGUAAGGCACCGAUAGA